UUCUAUACUACAACGAUGUAAAUCUCUACUGAAAUACGGUUUAGUUUGACAGCUUUGUACGAAUUAUAUACUUCGCUGAAAGCAAUACAUUUACGCAUGCGCUGUGUGUCCUUGCGCGGGAUACACACAGCUUUUCCCUUGUUCUCGUUGAUGCGUUUGUGUUUGUAUGCGGCGUGUGAAAUCGAAUGGGGACGUAAAUUGUCCAUUCACGUAGUACACAAAUAGCCAGACCCGACCCAUGAAAAAAGCUGGCUAUGUCAGCUGUAUUACUGGAGCCAAAAAUGGCUUCGCAAAUCGUAGAAGACAGUCCGAAAAUCGGAUCUGUCUUACCAGUUGAAGUUGAACAAGCUCUUCCAGACCUGCUAAUGGUAUCACUGAAGUCCGGGGGUAAAGUUUUUCGUGGUGUUCUGAUCGACUCAAACUCAGGAGCAUGUCCUGUAGGUGUACCAGACCCUUCAAACCUCGGCUCACGGCUUAACAAGGAGUUUGGCGUGCCAGUCAUAGACACCGCUUUCAUCAAGCACGAACAGGAUCCGGGCACAGGGGACACUGCUACAAAAGUAGAGGACUCUGCCUUGAGCUUCAGACAGUCCUACUUCCAGAAUAUGCCACUGCCCCCUGCAAGACCACUUCUCUUCGGCAAGAAGGAGAAGACACCAGAAAUCAAACCAAAGACAAUUAGCCAUGUAAGGUCCAGACAGUUUCGGCUGCGGCCUCGACAGUUGCUUUGUAGCAAGUGCAAAGGGGCUUGUCAUUCAGCUAAAGCAAAGACUGCUGCAAGUAACAGACCUGAUAAGAAUGGUCUAAAGAAGAGGAAAGCAGACUCUUCAGGUGAUGUUGUCCGUAAAAAGCCCAGGCCCGACCCUCGGGUGACUACAAAUGGUGGAACACAUGUGGCUAAACCAAAUGCAGGGGCGUCAGGCUCCCGUCCAUUGAGUACUCCAGCAAAGUCAGUAAACAAGUCUCUCAAGAAAACUAGCCCUGCCAUCAAGAUAUCAUAUGCAACGCCUGGGAAAGGACAGAGGUUGAUUGUGAGGAUACCACCUCGCACAAACAAUUUUAAGCAAGGUUCUCCUUCUACAGGGAUCGGUUCCAAGAAUAAGAACAGAGUACUAACCGUUCCAUUGUCACCGUUAUCUUCACUUGGUAAGCAUACAAUUGACUCUUUAAAGAAGAUGAACGGUCUGCAUAAGGCACCAGUGAAUACCCAGCAUGAUAAGAUCAGGAUUGUAAAGACCAAAGGAACUUAUUCAAUACCUUCAGAAACAUUAUCAAUGAGAACUUAUGGCCCUCUACCUGGGUCACCGAAGAUAGUGAAUGGAAAAAAACUAGUAGGAAAUGUCACUGUCAAGCCAAUAACAUUACUUAAUGGGUAUCGGCCACUAAGCAUCAUGCAGAAAAAACUGCCAUGCACCCCUAAUAUCUUGCCGCCAUUUGAGAUCAGUGACACAGCCAGUGAUUGUUCAUCUUAUACUAGUAGAGGAUCAAGGAAAGGUGGUAAGAAGGGCAAGCAGAAUGGUUCCAUCAACAACAACAAUUCAGAAUAUGAGUUUGAUUCUGAUGCAUCGUCAACGGUAGCCCCUAAGAAGAAAGAAGAGGAAGUGAAACCCAGCAAUCACAAGAAGAAUGUGACCAAGAGCAUUUUGCCCGGAGGUCGAACAGUCUGUGUAGGUGACAUCAUCUGGGGGAAGAUCACAGGGUUCCCUUGGUGGCCGGGACGCAUCGUCCAGAUCAUCGUGACCCGAAGCAACGAGGGCGGCAUCACUCUGCAGGAGGCCCAGAUCACCUGGUUCGCGUCGCGCUCCAUCUCCUUCAUGCCGCUCACCAAGCUUCCACCGUUCCUGGGGGAGUUCAAGAAGCACUACGAUAAGAAGAGGAAGGGGCUGUACAAAGAGGCCAUCUCGCAGGCAACCAAGGCUGCAGAGGCACUGUCCAGUGAAGUACGAGAACUCCAUACUAUGUUUGAAACUCCACUUAACAAAUCCUAACCCAAGUUGGCAACAGCUCAAGGGAAAUCGGCUUAGAUUCACAGAUGCUUUGACAUCAUAUUCAAAUCAUCCCAAAGCCCAGAUGUGGAACAUGCUCAUCACCUUGCCGAGGACCUGGACAAGACAAGUAGACCACUCCUGCAAACCACAGAACAGAAUUGUCUCCUGACCCUGUGCCUUCUGACCAAACCUGAAGAAUGCCAGGAAUUCCACCAUCACAAAACUGCGGAAGGAUUCCACCAUGAGAAGAAACUGCAGGGGAAGUCAACCAGCCAACACUAAGGGCUGAGGAAUUUCACCACAGAGGAAAUACAGAGGGGGGAUUCCGUACAAUGUGCCCCAUACAACAUCCCUCUUGUAUCCAUAUUACAUGUAUUUCAUCCGAAAUGAAGAAAAAAAUAAAUCUUGGUAAGAAUUUUCAUUUAAUAAUGUUAGUGAUACCAGAUAAAAACAAUAGUCGGUGGUCAUAUCGAGCGAUUUGAAUAUUUUGGAUGAAAACAAAUUUAUAAAUUUCAUAUGUCGUCGUACAGGACAUAUUGCAUGGAAUCGUCCAGAGGGGAUUGAGCGCAUUUUGGACAACUCGAGUCGAGACAUCCUUGGCCAGGAGAUGUCUGCAGAAGUUUGCAGGAUGUCUGCAGGAGAUGUCUGCAGGUCUUGAAGGAGUUUACUAGUUCCAGGAAGCAAGGCCGAUUGUGGUUUGUGAAGAGAUGUGAACAAAAAAACAAUUAAUGCAACUCCUAGGUUGAUGCAACCAUUUAGAAUCAGAGAGAUAUUUGCUGUGCUGGAUCACGGACAUCAGGUUGUAAGAAAACCUGGUGUGGUAUUCUGAAAUCGAUGUUAUCUUUUAUGUUAUUUAAAUGAUGUUAAUUAUCAUAACAAACCAAAAUUAGAACAAGUCAUUGGUUAAUGUCUGUGUAAAACUGGCUGCGUUUUCGUAAAUUUCAAAGAGACAUCUGCGCAGUGGCGUUGGUUUCAAGCAAUUUUAGUCUGCCAUGACGAGUAACAUCGUUUUCACAAUAUGUCUGCAGAUAUUAUUAUAAUGAUCUAUAACUGCCAGGGAGGGAUUAGGUUGGUCAAUUAUUAUUUUCUGGAUUUCAAGCAAAAAGCUUUCGAGAGGGAGGAAAAAUAUUUAAUGAAGAUAUCAUUAUCAGUUCUUAUGUAAGGAAAUGAGAUCAAUUUCUCUUUAUUUUGAUUAAUUUUUAAGGUAUUUUUGUCUAUCUCAAGAAUAUUAUUGUCUAGUUGAGGUGGUACCUUUACAAUUUUGAAAAAAAUUGUUUCUAUAACGGGUCCUGUCAUGAAACUUUUCUCUCUUUUUUCUUCCACAUUUUUUGUUAAUUCUCUCUAUUUUGUUGGCAUGCUGUAGGCUGUACCAUUAAGUUUGAAUGUAAAUCCGCCUUUGACUUUCUCUAUUUUAUUUUGCCCAACAGUCUUCGAUUUACUUUUACUAGACAUGACAGUCUAUACAUCAGUCUGCUCGUAAUCAAUGAUCAACUUGUAGUUAACAAUCAAAUUAUUCAUGCCCCUUGUAAGUUUGAUGUUUUGUGCUUUUCGUAGCUCAAGAAUGAAAGGAGAACAGGUUGAAUACUUUUAGAUGUGAGUUUUAAUAUGCCACAUUCUUAAGAAACAUAAAUAAAUUCUUCAUACAAUUACAAAACUUAGUAAGGGUAUGAAUAAUUUAAUUGUUAGCUGUUAAUGUAUGUGAAGAUGAGUAAUAUGCUGUUUUUAAAAAGUUUUUAUUUUUGCAGAUGGUAGGAAUGGUUUAUUGAAAUAUUAGUCUGUAUCUGUAGUUGGGCAUUAUAUCCAAGAUGUAUUCACUCAGAGGGUUUCGCUUUAUACUUCAGAGGUGGUGAGGGAAAGCUUCGCAAAUGCCUUUCUCUUUCUCUUUCUCCCUUCUAUUUUAAGAAAGAAACCAGCAAUGACUCACCCUGAAGUAACCUCCAGAGGUUCUCUGUGUAUAUUGACUAACUCAUCCAGAGCUGGGCUUGAAGGGGAGAGUCGAGAUCCUUCAAGAUAUAGCGAUAAUGCCUCAGUCACAUCUUUGCGUAUUUGGCUCUCGUGUUGCUGCGUAUUUAUGGCAAGCCGUUUUAACAUUUAUUCCUAUUUCUUGAGAUCAAGAAUUACCACUGCUUUACACUUGAAAAUAAUUUCUUGAUAUCAAGAAAUAAGAAUAAAUGUUAAACGGCUUGACAUAAGUAUGCAGCAAUACGCAAGCCUAAUAGGCAAAGGUGUGACUGAGGAAUAACUCAUUAUAAUACCGGUGAAAGUGACCUUCAAAGGUAAGGUAGAAAACCUCAGGAGGUUCUCGUCAGAGCAGGACUUGAUGGGGAAGUCAAGAUCCUGCAUGAUAUAGCGAUAACCCUUGUAUCUGUAUGAUCAUAAUCCCUGUGAAAGUGACCUUCAAAAGUAAGGUAGGUUGACUGAAUGUAGAAACAAUCUGUGCAUUGGCAGAUAAAGGUCAUUUGAACUAAAAUUGUAAAAUCUACCUAGACAAACACCGUACCUGGCGCGUGCUCAUGAAAGUUGUGUAAUCAUUAUCCAUGUAAUGCACUAACGGUACAUUCUAAGGAACACAGAUGGAGGUGUUCUUUUGAACCAUGUCCUGAUUAAGAACUGGUCUAUUGACCAACCCCACGCUAAAAUGAAACCUGCUGUAGAGUAUAAAUAAAUCAAUCCAAACUGCAAUUCCUAAGGGUCACAGAAGGUUUAUCACAUGUCAGAUACCACAUUAGGUAUGUUUUCAUCAGCUGGAGAUUGUCAAAUACAGUAGCCUGUUAUUUCUGAUUUGGGAAAUAAGCCCAAAGUUACAAAUCACGUCUUCAUCAGCUCGAGACACUAGCUUGAGAUAUU
Strongylocentrotus purpuratus (purple sea urchin) is the source of this 4835-nucleotide messenger RNA. Its product is annotated as PWWP domain-containing protein 2A. Gene Ontology annotation, molecular function: chromatin binding. Bases 255 to 1988 code for a protein of 577 amino acids. Lineage: Eukaryota; Metazoa; Echinodermata; Echinoidea; Camarodonta; Strongylocentrotidae. Gene Ontology annotation, cellular component: chromocenter; nucleus. The transcript is spliced from 4 exons. The record is from RefSeq and is a predicted model, not a curated record.